GUCAACUAAACACCCUCUCUACCCCCGCACUUGAUUCUGCUCUUGUAAGUGAUGAGUUUGAUGUUAACCGUGCACUCGUAACCUGUUGUCCGAGUUCAUCGCAGCAACCACGCGAGCUGAAGGCCAUAACUCCAUGUCGUCUUGCCCUUGAGGAUAAAGUUUUGGGUAACAAAGUGAUAGUGGCAGAUGGUAUGGCGUACCCAUUGGAUGGUUCGUUGCACCAACACUUUAGAUCGAUGAAGCCUAGUCAUUAUAAGGUCCAAGUUGAUUGUAUUUACGACGGACAUGAUGAUGACACUCUUCCGGUACCUACUGGAGAUGGAUUCAAUAACUUAGGCAGGGCUCUUGCUAGUUUUGUGCAAUGGCCAAUUCACUUGGUGAUUUUCGAAGAAGACGAGGAGUACUCUACUCCACGCCCAACAAAGAAGUCCAGGAGUCAGAUUUUUGAAGAGGUGGUUGGUAGCUCCAAAGAGAAGAAAAACGAAUUAAUUGUCAAAGAGAAGACAACAGAAUUAGUUGUCAAAGAUAAGACAACAGAAUUAAUUGUCAAAGAGAAGGCAACACUUGAUUUAGGGUCCAAAGAGAAGACAACACUGAAGUUAACGGCCAAGGAAAAUUCAUGCUCAAAUAAGUUGGAGUCGAAAUCGAAGUCGAAGAACUCUAAUAAAUCCAAAGAGAUGAUCGACAAACUUAUGUACAUGAGGUUGACGUUGAAGAGUUCCUUAGAGGGGCGUGCCUCAACAUUUCAGUGA
Molecule: messenger RNA, 752 nt
Organism: Spinacia oleracea (spinach)
Lineage: Eukaryota; Viridiplantae; Streptophyta; Magnoliopsida; Caryophyllales; Amaranthaceae
Exons: 5
Coding region: 192-752 (186 amino acids)
Source: RefSeq, a predicted model, not a curated record